AUGUUUACAUGGGUAUUACACCCAAAUCAUUUAUUAUUCCAAAAGAAAAUAAGCUUAACAAAAUCAUUUAAUUUAUUCAUUCGGAACCAAGACUUUUUAAAUUCAAUAUUAAACAAAUCAAAGAGAUUUUCAACAUAUCGUAUAUUACCAUAUAAAAAGAGUCUUAUAUUUUCUGUCAUUUCGGAUAUUGAUUCCUAUUCAGCCUUUUUACCGUAUUGCUUAGCUUCAAAAGUAACUAAACGUGAUAAAAAUGGUUUACCACAAACAGCCGAUUUAAGAAUUGGUUGGAAAAGCUAUGAUGAAAUAUUUAGUAGCAAAAUAAGUUAUAUUUCACAUGAUUAUAUAAUAGCAAAUGCUUCUAAUCAUCAACUUUUUCAAAAAUUACAAGCUACGUGGUCUUUAAAGGAUAUACAAACAACAGAGAAAUUAGAAAAGAAAACAAAAAUAUCUCUUAUUCUAGAUUUUAGAUUUUCUAAUCCUUUAUAUACUAUAAUUAGCAUGGCAGCAAUGCCAAGAAUUUCCAGUCUUAUAAUUACUGCAUUUGAAAAUAGAAUUAAACAAAUUGAAAAAAUAAAUUAAGUUUUUUUUCAAAUAAAAAAUAUACAAAAAUUUA
This is a messenger RNA of Pneumocystis murina B123, 613 nucleotides long. RefSeq lists its product as hypothetical. The transcript has 3 exons. Gene Ontology annotation, molecular function: ubiquinone binding. The record is from RefSeq and is a predicted model, not a curated record. The coding region runs from base 1 to 579 and encodes 192 amino acids. Gene Ontology annotation, cellular component: mitochondrion. Lineage: Eukaryota; Fungi; Ascomycota; Pneumocystomycetes; Pneumocystales; Pneumocystaceae. Gene Ontology annotation, biological process: cellular respiration; ubiquinone biosynthetic process.